AUGUCAUAUCUGAACACCGACGAGCUGCGCCAAGACCCUCGAAACCACUGCGUUCCUCUGCUGGAUGUACUACGGGACCCUCUCGAUGCUGACAUGUCGAUCAUGGUCAUGCCCUUUCUGAAGUAUAUCGAUAAACCAGACAUGGAACGGGUCGAAGACGUUCUUCAAUGUAUCGACCAAGUCCUUGAGGGCCUUGUCUUUAUCCAUGACCAGGGCGUUGCGCACAGAGACUGCGCGUUCAAGAACGUUAUGAUGGACGCGUCUGCGAUGUUCCCACAGGGGUUUCAUCCGAUUGUGCAGACGCGUCUCCCCGAUGUUUCGGGGCGCGCUCCUGUGCUUUCACGGUCGGCCGUUCCUGUCAAAUACUACUACAUCGACUUCGGCAUCUCUACGCGCUUCACAUCGGACGCUCCCCGGCUCGUCGUCGGCACCUUGGGUCUCGAUGAGGAGCCACCAGAACUGUCGGACAGCAUCCCGUACGACCCUUUCAAGCUGGAUGUCUUUCUGAUCGGAAACCUCAUCCGCCGCGAACUCUACGACAAAUUCUCCAACUUGACGAUGCUGGAACCCCUCAUGAACCAAAUGUCGCAUGAGGACCCAGCGCGUCGUCCGAGCGCCGCGGAAGCGCACCAGCAGUUCAAAGUCGUCAGAAGGAACGUGCCAACCCUGUACCGACACUGGGAUUUGCAGCCGCGCGACUCAUUUCUGCUGGUCAGAGUUUUCCGUCAGAUGUACUCUCUGUUCUGCGCCAUCUAUCGAUCUAUCUUCUGA
Messenger RNA from Trametes versicolor FP-101664 SS1, 771 nucleotides. RefSeq lists its product as uncharacterized. Gene Ontology annotation, biological process: protein phosphorylation. Lineage: Eukaryota; Fungi; Basidiomycota; Agaricomycetes; Polyporales; Polyporaceae. The record is from RefSeq and is a predicted model, not a curated record. Bases 1 to 771 code for a protein of 256 amino acids. The transcript is spliced from 5 exons. Gene Ontology annotation, molecular function: ATP binding; protein kinase activity.